Penicillium crustosum is the source of this 1632-nucleotide messenger RNA. Its product is annotated as Zn(II)2Cys6 transcription factor. Gene Ontology annotation, molecular function: zinc ion binding; transcription cis-regulatory region binding; DNA-binding transcription factor activity, RNA polymerase II-specific. Bases 1 to 1632 code for a protein of 543 amino acids. Gene Ontology annotation, cellular component: nucleus. The record is from RefSeq and is a predicted model, not a curated record. The transcript has 6 exons. NCBI's taxonomy places the organism in Eukaryota, Fungi, Ascomycota, Eurotiomycetes, Eurotiales, Aspergillaceae. Gene Ontology annotation, biological process: positive regulation of transcription by RNA polymerase II.
AUGAGAGUAGGCAAGGGCUGUGGAAGGUGUCGUCAUCGACAUAUCCGAUGCGUGAUUCCCGCUGGUGCAUCAACUUGCACUCCAUGUUUGCGACUUGGUCGGGCGUGCCAUCUUGAUCCACGCUUCCAGUUCAAGCCUGUCCACCACGUUUACCAGAAAAAUAAUGGUGCCACUGCUCGAUUCGAACUGGAUUGGGAUAAAGAACAAGUUUGGGUGGACGUGUCACAACCCGUGACAUUCGUCCUUGAGGCAAAUGAUGGAUCGGCUGGGGACGAACAUAGCGCCGUAGAACAAUACAACACGCCAGAACCAGAAUCAGUUGGGGAUGAGCAUGGUACUCUGGAACAAUAUACUCCAGCACCAGAGCCGAUAUCACAUAGUCGCAGUGGAUGGACUCAAGAUUUUCACCCGGCGACCACAUAUCAGGCUCAAGCUCGCAGCCCAGUUUAUGAGAAUCGACUCCACCGGGAUACUACAAACAGUCCACUCAGUCUGCUGUCAGACAAUGGAUCCACCCUGACAUUAAGGGAGGCAUCGCUGAUGCGCCACUUUAUCCAGAAAUUAGCCCCCUGGGCGGAUAUUUGUGACAUCCAUUCACAUUUCAGCACCGAAGUCCCAAGACGGGCAUUGGAGAAUAACAUGGUCUUGCAAGCCAUCCUGGCUUUGUCUGCGCGACAUGAUGCGAUUUUGGCCAACGAUAGUGACUGGGAGGCCUCAGCUUAUCACGGUCAAUGUUUGAAAUUAUUAAUCGCAGCAUUGGAUGAAGCCGAGACAAAUUGUGACGAGGACAUGCUCAUUGCGGUCGUGAUUCUUCGUAUAUAUGAGGAGCUGGAAACUAACACUGACCAACAGUUUCAUCUGCUUGGGUCCAAUCGUUUGGUGAAUCUCAUGACCCGCUCGGCAUCCUCUGGCGGAGUGGCAGAGGCAAUCAGCUGGCAGUUUUUACGACAAGCUAUCUAUGCAUCGGUAGUACAGUAUCAACCUUUACAACUCGAUAUGCAGAAUUACGAGCGCUCGUCAAUGUUUCACCGCCAUGAUGACGCUGCUUGCGCUAAUAGAAUCAUUUAUCAUUGUGCUCGCAUCCUACAAGUAUGCUGCGAUGCCCCUGGACAUAUUGUGGCACGGGAUACCUGGCGCCAAAUAUCGGACAGCGUGAACGAGUGGAAUCAAGCAAAGUCCACAACCUGGCAACCUAUUCGAUACCAAGAAUCAAGCGUGGCUGAUGGCCGGCCUUUCCCUGUGAUAUGGAUGAUAUCGCCGCCGGCAGUGGUCGGAAUGCAGUAUUAUCACUCGGCAUGUAUUUUCCUCACCUUGUCUGAAUUUCCAUCGCACAAUAUGAGCGAUUACGAAAGGGCCCGCACAAGGCGUGUGCAGGAGAAAACGAUUGCUGACCAUCUUGUCAUGGUUAUUGGUCUAUCACUGUCCAACGAAAACGUAGAGAAUGCCUAUUUCAUGGCAUCACAUUUAUUACAUCGCUUUGGGUACUGUCUUCGGAAUGUAGUCGAACAGGAAGGAUCAUUGCAAUUUUUGAGUCGAGUGGAAAAAGUGCUAGGAUGGCGCACUUCCUGGAUAAUGCGGGAGCUGGAGCAUCAGUGGGCCGAGUUGGCCGCAUUUGACUCGUCGGACCCUUGA